AUGAAGAGAACCGAUAAGAGCUUGCAAGUUCAGGGUGCUGCCAUAAAAAAUUUGGAGAAUCAAAUGAGACAAAUAGCUAAGGCACUCUCAAAAAGACAACAAGGAGCAUUGCCAAGUGACACUGAGAUAAAUCCUAAGCAGUACGUAAUGGUAGUAAAAGUUGUAGAGAAUGAGGAGGUUGGGGCAAUCACUACACGCAGUGGGAUUCAACUUCCAGAAAUCACAGUUGAAAGACGGCCAGAUAAAAUAGUUCCAUAUCAAAAGUUAGAAAAUCUACAGGUUAAGGCAACCAUUCCUGUCAAACCUUAUGGUCUUCUUGUCCCGAAACUUCAUGUCAAUAUCUCAUUGAUUAAAGCUUUAUCUCAAAUACCAAACUAUGCAAAAAUUUUGAAGGAGAUCCUAUCGAAAAAGAAAAGGCUUAUAGAUUUUGAGACCAUCAAGUUAAAUGAGGAGUGUAGUGCCAUCUUGCAGAACAAAUUACAUCCUAAGCUACAAGAUCCAAGGAGUCUCAAAAUACCUUGCUCAAUAGGGAAUGAUUCGAAUUUUAAUUGUUUAUGUGACUCAAGAGCAACUAUAAACUUAAUGCCUUUCUCUGUAUACAAGAAAUUAGGAUUGGAAGAGUUAAAGGACACAUCCAUCUCCCUUCAAUUGGCAGACAGAUCAAUUAAAUACCCACGAGGAAUGGUUGAGAACGUGCUCAUUAAAGUGGGCAAUCUCAUAUUUCCCAUUGAUUUUGUUGUCCUAGAUAUAGAGGAGCCAUAG
Molecule: messenger RNA, 762 nt
Organism: Olea europaea var. sylvestris
Lineage: Eukaryota; Viridiplantae; Streptophyta; Magnoliopsida; Lamiales; Oleaceae
Exons: 3
Coding region: 1-762 (253 amino acids)
Source: RefSeq, a predicted model, not a curated record